AUGAAGGUCUUCCUCCGCCUGGGGGGCUGCCUGGAGGCGGGGGGGCCGCCCGAGGGGGCGCUGCUCAGCCGCACGCGCUGGUACUGCCCGCCCGCCCAGGCGCCGGCGACGCUGCGGGAAGAGGCCGGCGACGGGGCGGUGUACGCCGUGAGCUGCCGCGCGUCGGGGGGCGCCGUCGGGGGGGCCUGCUGCUCCUCCCCGGAGGACCCGGAGGCGCCGGCGGCGCGGGCUCGCUGGGGGGGGCUGGUGCGGCACCUGCUGGAGGCCCCCGCGCUGGGCGACGCCGCCUUCCGGCCCGCCUUCCUGGCCACCUACCGCGCCUUCGCCGCCCCCCGCCUGGCCCUGGCCCAGCUGCUGCACAGCCUGCAGGCGCUCCAGGACGCCGGCUCAGAGGUGUUUCCCGACGAGGCCCACCUGCAGCGGGCGCUGGGACCCCUCCUCUGCUCGUGGCUGGAUGGGUACCCGGAGGACUUUGUGGGCCUGGAGCCCAGCCUGCGGGAGCAGCUCCUGGCCCGCCUGCGCUGGGCCCUCAGGGGCAGAUCCGAGCACGAGAAGCCCCUCAUCCUGACCCCAGAGGAAGGAGCCCCGGUGGCGCAGGAGGGGCCAGAAGAAGACGAGGCCAUUGGGGAGGAUCAGGACCCUGACCCCCGCUACAUCCUGGGCCUCCAGGCAGACGAAGUGGCGGCCCACCUCACCGCCAAGGAUGCCGAGCUCUUCCUCCGCCUGGUGCCCCACGAGUGCCUGGGCUCGCUCUGGUCUCAGCGCGACAAGAAGGGCCGCGAGGGGGCCUGCCCCACGGUCCGGGCCACCGUGGCCCAGUUCAACCGGGUGGCCAACGCCGUCGUGGCCUCCUGCCUGAGCGACACAGGGCUGCGUGCCGCUCAACGGGCCAGGCUCCUGGAGAAGUGGAUCCGCGUGGCCGAGGAGUGCCUCUCCCUGCGGAACUUCUCCACCCUCUACGCCGUGGUCUCUGCUCUCCAGUCCACCCCGGUGCACCGGCUCAAGCGGGCCUGGGAAGAGACGUCCAGGGACUGCGUCCACUGCUACGCGGAGCUCAGUGCCAUCUGCUCGGAGAAGGACAACUACCGGCAGAGCCGACAGCUCCUCUUUCAGGAAGGCUGCCCUAGUGCCGAGCCCCCGCAGCGGAGGCAUCAGCGGAAAACGCCGGAGCAGCGCCCGACGGGCGUGGUCCCAUACCUGGGAACUUUCCUAAAGGAUCUGGUAAUGCUGGAUGCUGCCACGCGGAAUCGGCUGGAGAACGGGUACAUCAAUUUCGAGAAGCACCGUAAGGAGUUCGAAAUCUUGACCCAGCUGCGCCUCCUGCAGGCCGCCUGCCGCAACUACGCCUUGAAGCCUGACCCCACCCUCCAGUGGUGGCUGCGGCACCUCCCCCGCCUCACCGAGACUCAAAGCCUGCUCGGCUUGAUGGGCAUGGGCACCCCCGUCUCCUGGGACAAGCUCGGCUCCCCCCAGGUGCCGCCUGACCUGCUCUUCUCCCCGGCUCCUUCCCUGGCCCAGCACACGAAGUGGCCCUCGGUCUCAGCACUCGACACGGCCCCAGAGGACGAUGCCCCUUCUUCCCCUGCGGGCCUGGCCCCGCCUCCCGCCGUGGGGGGUGGCUUUAUCCGUGGACACCGGCGCUCGGCUUCCUGUGGGUCAGCCUACCCCACAGCCCCCGCACCAGGGAGCGCCUCAGCCUCCGAGUGCCGCUUCAUCCGUGUGCGCAUGGAGCUGCAGAACGGCACUCUCUACAAGAGCGUCGUGGUAACCAGCCAGGACAAGGCCCCCGCCGUGAUCGUCAAGGUGCUGGAGAAACACAACCAGGAUCGGGGCCAGGCCCCCCACUACGAACUGGUGCAGCUCCUGGGUGAAGGCCGAGAAUUGGUCUUCCCGCCCACGGCCAACAUCUUCUACGCCAUGAACAGCUCAAGUCUGGACUUUGUGCUCCGCCACAAGUGCCCGCACGACUCAAAGCCCCCGCUGCUGCCCCCUCCCCGGACCCCGACACCACGAGGCACUGAAGUCCACGCUACUUUCCCAAAGAUCAAAGCCACCGGGCGCAAGAUCGCCAAGGCCUUCUUCUGA
Molecule: messenger RNA, 2085 nt
Organism: Euleptes europaea (tarantolino)
Lineage: Eukaryota; Metazoa; Chordata; Lepidosauria; Squamata; Sphaerodactylidae
Gene: RGL2
Product: ral guanine nucleotide dissociation stimulator like 2
Exons: 17
Coding region: 1-2085 (694 amino acids)
Biological process (GO): Ras protein signal transduction; positive regulation of GTPase activity
Cellular component (GO): plasma membrane
Molecular function (GO): guanyl-nucleotide exchange factor activity
Source: RefSeq, a predicted model, not a curated record